This is a messenger RNA of Nanorana parkeri, 1545 nucleotides long. Its product is annotated as cytochrome P450 2K4-like. NCBI's taxonomy places the organism in Eukaryota, Metazoa, Chordata, Amphibia, Anura, Dicroglossidae. Bases 37 to 1524 code for a protein of 495 amino acids. Gene Ontology annotation, biological process: xenobiotic metabolic process. The transcript has 9 exons. The record is from RefSeq and is a predicted model, not a curated record. Gene Ontology annotation, molecular function: iron ion binding; heme binding; oxidoreductase activity, acting on paired donors, with incorporation or reduction of molecular oxygen, reduced flavin or flavoprotein as one donor, and incorporation of one atom of oxygen. Gene Ontology annotation, cellular component: cytoplasm; intracellular membrane-bounded organelle.
UUUAGCUUAGACAGGCCACAGGUGAAGACUCCAGCCAUGGCAAUUCUACCAGAGUCAGUGACACUUUUCCUAGUAUGCACCCUGGUUAUGAUGUGCGUGAAAAUCCUACUGGACCUGCCCAAAAAGAAGACAUACACAUUCCCCCCAGGACCCAGGCCUUUACCAAUAAUUGGGAGCAUGCACAUUCUGGAUAUUAUCAGGCAGGAUCACACUUUCAUGGAGCUCUCUGAGAAGUAUGGAGAAAUCUUCACAUUACACUUUGGACCCAAGAAGAUGGUAGUGAUCGCAGGGUACAAUGCUGUGAAGGAGGCCCUUGUCAACCAAGCUGAUGAUUUUGGAGAAAGAGCAGAUACACCACUUUUCAAACUCAUGAGUAAAGAAAAAGGUAUAGUAUUUAGUAAUGGAGAACCUUGGAAAGCCAUAAGAAGAUUUGCACUGUCGACCCUUCGAGACUUUGGAAUGGGGAAGAAAACAAUGGAAGCCAGAAUACAAGAUGAAUUAAUUCCUCUUAUAGAAAAAAUCAAGUCACACAAUGGGCAACCAUUUGACACAGACCUCAUAAUAAACAGAGCAGUGUCUAAUGUUAUCUGCUCUGUCAUUUUUGGAGAAAGGUUUGAUUAUGAAGAUCCAGUAUUUAAAAAACUUGUUCGAAUUAUUGGUGAAAAUGAGAAACUGGCAGGCUCACCUAAGUUAAUACUAUUCAACUUUUUUCCUCGCAUCUCAACCCUUCUUGGGUCACACAAAGAAAUUAUGCGGAAUAUAAAUGAACUCAUGGAGUUUGUUUCAAAGCGCAUCAAACAACAGAGACAAGAGUUUGAUACAAAUGCUAUCUCUGGAUUUAUUGAUGCGUACCUUAUGAAGCAGGCAUCAGGCAAAUCUGAAAUGUACUUUGAUGAUGAAAAUCUGGUGUACUCAGUGUUGGAUCUCUUUGCAGCUGGGACAGAAACAACAUCUACAACACUACGCUGGGGCAUUUUAUUGAUGAUGAAGUAUCCAGAAAUACAAAAAAAGAUACAAGAGGAAAUCCGGUCAAAUAUUAAACAAGGACAGAUGCCUUCAGUUGAAGAUCGGAGAAAUAUGCCUUAUACUGAAGCAGUGGUACAUGAAAUUCAGAGGUUUGCUAAUAUCGUUCCUUUAAAUGUGUCGCACAUGACUCCAAGUGAUGUGUAUUUCCGGGGUUACUGCAUCCCAAAGGGUACAGAGGUCAUUCCUUUUCUCACGUCUGUUUUGUAUGACAAGACUCAGUGGAAAACUCCUCACGAGUUUAAUCCAAAUCACUUUUUAGAUGCAGCUGGAAAAUUUGUAAAACAAGAUGCAUUUAUGCCCUUCUCUGCCGGAAGAAGAGCUUGUGUUGGAGAAAGUUUAGCCAAAAUGGAGCUUUUCCUAUUUUUUACCGGCCUUCUGCAAAGCUUCACUUUCUACCCACCUCCAGGAGUCUCCAGAGAAGAUAUAAGUCUCAAGCCUGGCACUGGAUUCAUUUUAUUUCCUUUACCACACUUAGUAUGUGCAAAGAUCAACUACUAGUCUGUCAGUAAGAAGCAAGAA